AUGAGUUGGCUCAUAUGGAAUGUAAGAGGACUAAAUAAGAGGCAUAAGCAGAAGGAACUUAAAAUCUUUUUACGGAAGAAAGGUAUUAAACUAGCUGCUUUAGUGGAAACUAGAGUCAAGAUUCACAAAGCACCUAAGACUAUUGCAAAUAUCAAUCCUGGAUGGCAAUCUCUCAAUAACUAUCAAUGUGCUGAGAAUGGAAGGAUAUGGCUAAUGUGGGAUACAAACCAUUAUCAAGUAACUCAUAGUAGAACUACUGCUCAAUUAAUCCAUUGCAUGAUCAAUAAUAGCACUGGUACUGUAUCUUAUUUUGCUACUAUUAUAUAUGCUUUUAACACAAAUGAGAAGAGGAAAGAACUCUGGACAGAAUUAGCACAAAUUGAACAAGGGAUUGAUAGACCUUGGAUUAUAGCUGGAGACUUUAAUGUUGUGCUGUAUCCAAAAGAUAGAUUACAUGGUGCACCAGUAUCCUCAGCUGAAACUCAAGCCUUCACCAAGUGUCUUUAUGAUUUACAUCUCAAUGAACUACCUUGGAAAGGAGAUUACUAUACUUGGUCAAAUAAACAGAUGGGUACUGAUAGAAUUUAUUGCAGAAUUGACAGGAUAUUUGGCAAUUCAGACUGGAUGAUGCAUUGGGGCCAUGUGGUUACACAAUAUGAAGUACCAUACAUCUCUGAUCACUCUCCUAUGCUAAUCAAAAUUGAGGACAACCAGUGGACAGUCAAGCCUCCAUUCAGAUACUUCAAUAUUUGGGCAGAACAUAGCAAGUUCAUGGAAAAAGUAACAGAAGUAUGGCACAAGCAACUAGUACCAGGGAAAAUGGCAAAUAUUUGGGCAAAAUUGAAAGCCCUACAGAAGAUCUUGAAAACUUUAAACAAGAAGGAAUUCCAAAACAUCUCCACUAGAAUAACUGAAGCUAGACUUGAACUAAUCCAAACACAGAAGCAGAUUAAUCAAUAA
Molecule: messenger RNA, 960 nt
Organism: Solanum dulcamara
Lineage: Eukaryota; Viridiplantae; Streptophyta; Magnoliopsida; Solanales; Solanaceae
Exons: 1
Coding region: 1-960 (319 amino acids)
Molecular function (GO): catalytic activity
Source: RefSeq, a predicted model, not a curated record